CGCUGCGCUCGUCGAUCUACCAUAACCUGCAAAUCGCUCAUGUUGUCAAGUCGAGCGAGUUUGCGCAUCCGACCGAAUCGCGACCUGUGCGAAAGAGUUAUCCUUCGUAAUUUUUUAUUAAAACUUGGUCCUAUCAACCACGUGAAUUUCGUUGUUUACGGUGCGCCUCGGAAAAGGUUUAAUCACGGAAGAAUGCCCGAAGAAAAGUCAAGGACGAGUUUCAUUAACCGGAACAUAGGUUAAAGCGUUCCAUCAUAGGGAUUGUCGGUGGAAAGUCCUGAUCGAUUUGGUGCACGAUGGACGUGGAGAAGAUUGCAGUGUUUGCCGGCGUGGGUUUUGCCAUCGCCGUUGGCCUUUUCGUUCUGUGGGGCCCGUCGCCCAAACCUAGAAAAAAAGGUCGAGUUGUUGGAAUUAACAAUUUGGGAUACACAUGUUUCCUGAAUUCUCUUUUACAAGCAUUGGCUGCUUGCCCCUCAUUUAUUUUCUGGCUUCAGAAACAGCAAGAAAAGAAGGAUAGAAACUUUGCUGACACACUGCUUUCUGUUCUCAAAAAAAUUAAUGGUUUUGCGGAUGACCUAUAUGGCAAUGUGACACCUGUUGAAAUCAUCUCUUCCGUUGGCUCAUUGUGGAAUUUCGGACCCGGUUAUCAAGAUGCUCACGAGCUAUUCCACGUGGUUCUCAGUGCGUUAGAUGCUGAAAUGCAACCUGCUAAUAGGAAAGGUUGUUUGUCCGAUGCACUGCCACCAAGCCCGGUUAUAAAUCCAGAUGUAAAAGGAACAGGCGAUACUUUGAAUCUCAGAAGCGCUUCUUGUAAUGACAUAGCAUCAGUAGAGAAUAAUUCCGAUAAUCCAAAGGGCUUUGACAAAAACUGCAACAAUCAGAUGAUGACCUCAACAUCGUCCAUAUCCAGUACAUCUCCGAGCACGUGCAAGCCUGGUAUGAUCCUCGCUAGAUCCUCAGAGUUGCUAUCACGAAGCAUUCAAGGCAAAGGUGACUACACAAGCUUCUUCGGAUCAUGGAAGUCUCUAUGUGCCGCCAUGUCAUUUACUAACAUUCCUUCAAUGUCAGUGGAGACGCAUCCAUUCUCAGGCCUCAUCACUAGCCAAGUUCAGUGCAGCGACUGUUUCUGGAAGUCUUCAGUACGUUACGAUAAGCUUGAGACAUUAUCAUUACCAUUACCACCGCUUGCUUCAUCAUUCGUAUCACAGCAUCACUCUUUGGAAUGGUUACUGUCACGUUUCGUAGACAGCGAAAUUGUGCGCGAUGUGCAAUGUGAUGGAUGUUCGUCGCGUUGCACCGCCAUCAAGACUCUCACCCUCGGCAAACUGCCCAAGUGUUUAUGCUUGCAUAUUCCGAGGACCACUUGGAGCUCUUCAGGCAUACCAAUUAAAAGAGAUGAUCAGAUCACAUUUCCCGAAUUUCUGGUGUUAGAUCCGUACACUUACACGGAGACAAAAAAGAGAAGCGCGCAGGGUGACGCGAAGUUUCUUGGUAACAAUUUUAUAACGAUACAGGGUAAACACAAGUAUCAGUUGUGCGCGGUAAUCGAGCAUCGCGGCCCAGUGGACUCCGGCCAUUUCGUUUGCUUCAGACGCGGAAAUAAAGCGGAUCAAUGGCUGUAUACGUCCGACGUCAUUGUCGAGAGCGUGUCAUUGACGCAGGUGCUGCUUGCCAGUCCAUACCUACUCUUCUAUGAACGCAUCAAUAGCGUUUAUCCUAGCUAGGAACAAAUUUUUGAAGUGAUAGGCUAUCUAUAGGAAUUACAAAAUGACGCGUCGAUUGAUAAUCGGACCGCUCUUUUUAGCCAUGCUUUCUCUCUUAUGCUUUUAGCAUUUAAAAUAAAACAAUUAUGUAUACAACGGAAAUCUGGUGGAAAGAUAGAAUUACAAGAAAUUAAAAACAAUUAUAGAAAACACAGCUAGAAAGAACGGAGAGGAUUUGCGAAAUAUAAGAAACUGUCGAAUUUUCCAUAAUAAGUUUAAUAUCGUUCGAUGUACGCGAUAAUACUUUGUUAUAACGAUACGGAAAUAAUAUAAGGCUCGAUAGAUUAAAAAUCAAACUAAAAAUUCAAUUUUGUUAUAAUAUACGACUAUGAAACGUGCGUCUCUAGAUGAUAUUUUUAGCAGCCAUGAAAUGUAUCGAAUAUAUAAUCUAAAAUUCCGAAAUAUUUCAUU
Messenger RNA from Atta colombica, 2174 nucleotides. It is a transcript of the gene Usp30, whose product is annotated as ubiquitin carboxyl-terminal hydrolase 30 homolog. NCBI's taxonomy places the organism in Eukaryota, Metazoa, Arthropoda, Insecta, Hymenoptera, Formicidae. The coding region runs from base 297 to 1724 and encodes 475 amino acids. Gene Ontology annotation, biological process: protein deubiquitination. Gene Ontology annotation, cellular component: cytosol; nucleus. The record is from RefSeq and is a predicted model, not a curated record. The transcript has 6 exons. Gene Ontology annotation, molecular function: cysteine-type endopeptidase activity; cysteine-type deubiquitinase activity.